AUGUACAACUGGAAUAAAGAUGGUGUCCAAAUAUCCUCCUACACUGAGAGCAGGACAUAUUCAUUCACUCCUGUAGAGUCUCUCAGCGCUAAAUACACCUGCAGCGGACGGAGAAGAAGCGACUCUCAGACCUCAGAGACCAGCAACACUGUUACACUCACUGUGUCAGAUCGAGUCCAAGUAGCUGAAGACACCAACACACUCCAUGAUACAGUCUCUAAUGCAGGAGGAACAGUGUAUCAGUGUAAAGCACGCAGAGGAAACUACGACUCAGAGCUCAGUGAUCCAGUUACAGUUACAGUUAGAGAUCUGAAUUAUAAUGUGUGUGUUUCAGGUGAAUCUCCUCCAGUGUCUCUGAUCAUCAAUCCCAGCAGAACUCAACACUUUACUGCUGACUCUCUCUCACUGAGCUGUGAGGACCAGAGUGACUCUACUGGAUGGACAGUGAGAGGAUACACACACACUGAGGCAGUGUCUGAUUGUUCAUCAGUUUCAGGAUCUACAUGUAACAUCAGCUCCCUCUCUCCAUCACACACUGGAGUUUACUGGUGUCAGUCUGAAUCUGGAGGACGCAGUAAUCCUGUCAACAUCACAGUGCACCAUGGUCAUGUGAUCCUGGACAGUCCUGUCCAUCCUGUGACUGAGGGACAUCCUCUGACCUUACAUUGUUUAUCUCGCAACUCAAAUACCUCAGCUUCUGGUGUUGAUUUCUAUAAAGAUGGUUCAGUCCUGCAGAACAAGACUACAGGAGAGAUGACCAUCAGUACUGUCUCAAAGUCAGAUGAAGGUUUCUACCACUGUAAACACCCCGAGAGAGGAGAGUCACCCAAAAGCUGGGUUUCAGUCAGAGGUGAGAAACCUUGAGAGAAUUUCUUUUUAUUUGAUUCUCUUUUUAUUAACAAAGUUUAUAUGCACAGUGUUUUCAGUCAGCUUUCAAAGUAUUUGAUUCCCUUUGUAACAAUAACAUUUAAUGUCUGAAUCUGGAGGACGCAGUAAUCCUGUCAACAUCACAGUGCACCGUGAGUCUUCAAUGUUCUCAUCAGUAAUAGAUGUACAAUAUACAGGAAUAAAGAUAACACUUUUAUAAUCUACUGAAUUGGUGAAAAUAAAUUAUAAUAUUGUUAUAAAGAAACUGAGUGCAUUGUGUAGGGUGACGCAGAUUUGAUGUUUAUAUUCAGUCGAUUCUAACAAAAGACCAACAGAUAGCGCUGUGUUCAGGGCUGCAGAGAUCUGAGACACAGAGGUUUAUACACACAUCUGCACACAAAGAUCAGACUCAGAGGAGAAAAAAGAGGAAAAAAGAAUACAGAAAGAUGAGACUUUUUGGAUGUCAGUAUCACCUUUAUCACUAGCAUAAAGGCAAAUAUAACUGCCCUAAUGUUCAAUUAAAUGUAUGUGGUUAAAGAAACAUCUUAAGUUACAGACAACUUUUCAGACUCAUAUCUUCACAUGAAACUUAAAUGUAUGAUCUGUAAAUGUAUGCUUUAUAUAUGGUUAAUUAUAAUUUAUUAUUGUGAUGAUUAUAUAAUUUUAUUAUCCAUGGUAUAUUUCCCUCCUGUUCUAUCAGAUGGAAAAGCUCCACUGUCGGUACUGAAGCUCCUCAGCAGUGCAGUAGCGGCCUCUCCGUAUGUGCUGGUGACCAUCAUUCUGGCAGUGAAAUGUUACAGAGCUCGAACUGACCCUGAUGAGGACAACAGACCGUACAGAGUGAUAGAAGCUGAAGCGUCUGUCUGAGUCUCAGGGAACAGACGUGAGAAAUGCGACGUGACAAAAGAAAGAACGACUCGGAUCGGGAGGUGAGGUGAACUAACAGACUGUAUAGCCUGAAGACCUAAUGCUAAGCUAUUAAUUAAUCAUUUCUCUUUCUCAUAAUUUGGCCUUGGCUGCAAUAGCCUAUACUUUAUUUUUAUUCCAAAUGUGAUCAACGUUUGCAUAAGUACUAGAUGUGUUGGUGAAUUUAACAUGUAACAUUUUAAUAAUAUUCUGCUGAAAUGAAAGAAAUGACUUGAAAAAAGAUUUGUUCAUUUUGCUGAACGAGAUUCAAAGAUCCGAGUCAGUAAAAUGGUCCGAACUUCCCAUCACUACUGCUCACUGCAGAGCCAAAUAGAUGGAGCUGGACGUCUAGCUCCACCUCUCUUGAUCUAGUCUAGUAAUCUAUGGAUCUAGUCUAGUUCCACCUCUAUGGAUGUAGUCUAGUUCCACCUCUAUGGCUCAUUUCGCCAUCUACUGGCUGUUAACGUUAAUGCAAGCCCUUCAUUAGAUCAAACUUACCUAAAGGGGAUAAAAUGUUGAUUGUUAAUGCACGAAGGUUAGGUCAAAGUAAUCAUGAGACUUGCAUGGAACUGGAGAUGCUGGCAUAGCUAAUAUUGCCUUAUCUUUCUUUAACAUUUUUCAUGAUUUCAUGAUUUUUCUGCACUGUUUCUGUGACAAACUGCAUGACUAGACUACCUUCUUCCCCCCCUUCCCCCCACCCCCCACCCCCCAACGUAUUAAGGCUAUGUAGGCUAUUUGUGAAUUUUCUCAGUCAUGUGAUUCAUUAAUGUAAUAAAGUGUGCUCCUAAUAUGCUGUUUGCUUUUAAACAUGGGAACUGAGUUACCCUUGCAGGUGUGAUAAAAAAUAA
Ictalurus punctatus (channel catfish) is the source of this 2621-nucleotide messenger RNA. RefSeq names its product high affinity immunoglobulin gamma Fc receptor I. The record is from RefSeq and is a predicted model, not a curated record. The transcript is spliced from 6 exons. Gene Ontology annotation, biological process: cell surface receptor signaling pathway. Gene Ontology annotation, molecular function: transmembrane signaling receptor activity. NCBI's taxonomy places the organism in Eukaryota, Metazoa, Chordata, Actinopteri, Siluriformes, Ictaluridae. The coding region runs from base 1 to 864 and encodes 287 amino acids.